GGGCGGAUUUACUCACUGACUGACUGAGAGGCAAAGUGUUUGUGUUGCUGUUUUUGUGAGAAAACGUAACAAUGGUGCAACUUUCUAAAAGCGGAGUGAGAGACACGCUGAAAGCUGGUCAUCCUCCUGCAGUGAAAGCUGGAGGGAAAAGAGUGGUGAAGAAGAGUGCUGAUGAUAACGCCAAUGUGGAGAAGGAGAGCAAGAAAGUGGAUAAACCCAGGUCCGCGCCGACCCCUUCCAGAAUGCAGCACCUGAGUCUUCUCCUGGCUGGUCCACUUGAGAAGGUUUGUUGCACCAUAAUAACAAAUUAAUUGCGUUGCAUGAAUCCUCCUUGAAAGAGAAUG
Messenger RNA from Sinocyclocheilus rhinocerous, 344 nucleotides. Its product is annotated as death-associated protein-like 1-B. The record is from RefSeq and is a predicted model, not a curated record. The coding region runs from base 72 to 311 and encodes 79 amino acids. The transcript is spliced from 3 exons. NCBI's taxonomy places the organism in Eukaryota, Metazoa, Chordata, Actinopteri, Cypriniformes, Cyprinidae.